This is a messenger RNA of Cladophialophora immunda, 2482 nucleotides long. RefSeq lists its product as uncharacterized. Gene Ontology annotation, biological process: vesicle-mediated transport. The transcript is spliced from 4 exons. The coding region runs from base 676 to 1323 and encodes 215 amino acids. Lineage: Eukaryota; Fungi; Ascomycota; Eurotiomycetes; Chaetothyriales; Herpotrichiellaceae. The record is from RefSeq and is a predicted model, not a curated record. Gene Ontology annotation, cellular component: membrane.
GUCUUGGUCGCUCACCCAAACUCCAACUUUCCGCUCGAUACAGCCGGACCUCUCUGCAUUUGGCUUCACGCUCUGGCCUCUUCCAGACCUUGCCCUUGGCCGCACUGAUACCCUUGCGCGCUGUGCACUGCUGUUGCAGUUCCCACCUCCCUCUCCAUCCUCUCCAUCAACCUCGAAUCCUCCCUCCGCCUUCUGGCCCCUCGGUGAACUCCGGGAGGCUGUUACCUUGCGAAGCAAGACAUUCUGCAGGCAGCCGGCAAAAUCCUGCUCUCCCGCCUUGCCUAUCGUGCCUAUUCUAUCUGCGUUCCCUACACAAGAGUUGAGUUGAUGCGCCCCGGAGUGGAUUGCCCUUGCACGGCGUUACUCUUACAAUUACUGCGGUCCUGUCAUCCCGCGAGGUCGCCUUGACUUGGGUCUUGGUCACAAGCGAGAACCCUGCACUGCGCUAGAGUCAAAGGACAUUCCAACCUUCGGUGGUUCCUCCAAUUGGUGUCUGUCUUCCUCAGCCUGGCCGGACAGAAGCUCGAAGCUUCCAACGGAGCCAGGCCUCGUUGUCUGAAGGACCAAAAGACCUGAAAGCGGGCAGAUCGACAUUCUGAGAGGUGCCACGUCCGUUGCGGACGGAGUCAUUGUGCCGACAAAGCAAUCCGACCUGACGAGGGUUGACCGGUUAGGAUGGCGUCGUCCUCUUUUCGAGAAUCGAUGAAUUCCUUGGGGUGGUCCAGAAGAGACCCGGAUGUCCCGCCCAAUACCUCGUCAUCAAACCCCUUGUUGUCCAAGAUUUCGUCGCUCAAUCCGUUUGGAGGCAAAGGCUACGUCCAAUUACCCACACACGAGGGUCCUGGAGCACCACUACCGGCGCCGACGAGGAGAGAAGAAGAAGAGGGGUGGUUCGCAUUAAGCCGAUGGGACCGUUUGUUGAUCUUCGGGGGCUGCAAUCUUGCAGCGCUGGCAUGUUUUGUUAUCUGCUUCGUGCUGCUCCCUGUGCUGUCCCUGAAGCCUCGAAAAUUCGCGAUCUUGUGGUCGGUCGGCUCCAUGAUGUUUCUCGCCUCUUGGGCCUUUUUGAUGGGACCGGUACAGUACGCAACACAUUUGCUCUCAGGCGCUCGUUUGCCAUUUACUGCCGCUUAUUUUGGUUCCAUCAUCAUGACCAUCUAUUUUGCUGUCGGGCUCCACUCGACCAUUCUCACUCUAUUUUCAUCGAUUGUGCAGCUCGUCGCUUUGGUGUGGUACUUAGUCAGCUACUUUCCGAUGGGAGGCAGCGGCUUGCGGUUGGCGGCUAGAUUUGGCUCCAGUCGAGUCACCGCGUGGAUGAACAACUGAAUCCUGCGCGGGGAACAGAUCUUCGUGUUUGCUUGAUAGCAACAUACAACCAUGUCACCGGCUAGAGCCGGCUAUGCUUGUUCCCGUCUGUGUCAUACCCAGCCUGGGAUGUGAGAAGUCGCCUUGCAUGACUCGCCGUUGCGAAAGGCCACUGCGCCUGCAAUUACUCGAUACGUCUCCUAACAUCCCGGCCUUCGUUUCCCACGUCUCUGACUGCGUCCGUAAUCAACUCGCGCAGUUCUCUCUGACCUUCUGCCGUGUGGAGGUUCUCCUUGGCUGCCAGCUCUUCUAUUCUUCUCCUGAACUCGGGGUCGGGUUCCUGUGCGAGUGUUCCGGGUGUCACAUCGGCCUCAGUGCCGAUGUUGAUGGAGACAUUGGGUGGAAGAGAUGGAGGGCGUUGGGCUCCAUCUGAGACCGGCCUAGGGCGGGUAGAAGCGGUUCCCGCAAUAGGAUCUAGUGAGAGGAGACUGCGGAGGUAUUCUGCGACCUCUGGAAAUUCCUGCUCUGACUCGAACUUCUCGAACGCAUUCAUACCUUCGUCAUUUUGUACUCGUAUGUCAACAUGCAACUCCUCCACCAGACACUUCGCGACCUCCGCCGUCUCGGCCACAAACAAACAUGUUUCACCAUCCUCGUCUUUCAAGUUCACAUCAACUCUGAACUCGUUGACCAGUGCUCGUAAGAGAUCUACAUGGUUGUAGGAAGCUGCAGCAUGCAAAAGAGAAUAACCAUGUGCGUCUUGUGCAGACGCUAACUCGGGUCUGGAACGAAGUAGGGGCAAAAGUCGGGGGUCUGGGUCGGGGGUGUUUGCUGCGAGUAGGAACGGAUUCAGGUUGGGUUCCGCCGACAUGGUCGAUGUAGGAGAGGGAAGAAGUGGCGUCAACAAUUCAAGGCUGGUCGGGGAGCAUAGUUGACUCAAGGGGACGUAGUGGAAGACCAGGUGGUAGUCCUGGGGCUGUACGGGGCACAAAUGUGGGUGUUCGCAGUCAACAGCCGCGAGGCAGAGGGAGAUCAGAUUGAGGUUAGAAAAAGUUGAAGUGGUACAUUGAGUCACCGGGCUGAGGUCCGCAAGACUCUGAGUGGCGGAAUGAUCCUAGCGGGCUGCGCCUGUGGCCGCAAGGCUGGUUCAAGUGCUCGUCAAUCAGGCUGAGCACUUCUG